Labrus bergylta (ballan wrasse) is the source of this 1614-nucleotide messenger RNA. The record is from RefSeq and is a predicted model, not a curated record. NCBI's taxonomy places the organism in Eukaryota, Metazoa, Chordata, Actinopteri, Labriformes, Labridae.
CAUCAGCUGAUGAUGAUGAUGAUGAUGAUGAUGUUUGUGUUUCCUGUGACAGGGCGCUGGUACAUCCGUGAGGGCUGGCUGAAGAUGGUUCCUCAGAAGGGAGCAGAAGCUAAACCAAAGAUGUUCUUCCUGUUCUCCGACAUUCUGCUGCAGGCCAAACGCUGCAGCCCGCUGCAUCCCACCAACGGGGACAAGUUUGCCGGCCAGCACGCCUACCCUCUGCACGAGUGCAGCGUGGAGAAGGUGUUCGGGCACACCAGGAGCCAGGGAGGCCUGCUCAGUCUGACCUUCCCCAAAGCCAAACUGCUGCUGAUGUCCAACAACCAGGAGGAGCUGAACGACUGGUACCUGAGCCUCACCUCUGCAGUCAGGAAGCUUCAGAUUCAAAAAGAAGUUUAUCUCCGAGACGACCCCAACAGGAGACCCCUCCUCUCUGAGAGAGACGACACACACACCAACAGGAAGAGGAACAUGGUGAGCUUUGAGACCACUGAGCAUGCUCACAGGUCUGCAGCAGAGUGGGAGAGCAGCGCCCCCAAGAGGAUGAAGCCGUCUGACGCUGCAGAGUACAGCAGCGAAGAGACGUCGUCGUCCAGCUGUGUCAUCCUCUGAGCCACCAACUCGCCUUCUUCUGCAGACGGUGACGGUGGCGAUGACUGACGGUGGACGGUCUCUGUCACAGACUGAUCUUUAAACAGGAAACACAAGACAGACACAACCUGCUGCUUUACGUCUGUCUGUAUCAUGUCUAUGAUUAUUACUCACAGCAGCUUCUGCUCUUAAUGUGCAAUAUCAACUUUUAUAAACUUUAUUUAUCUGCUGCUUCAAAAACCAAAAAUCUGAAAGUUGAUCAGAGACGACUGAAGCUGCCGCUCCGCAGCGUCAAAUACUACGUUUAACCUUCAGUAACUAACACGCACUAACUACUGAUUAAUACUUUAUACACGUGUCAGUGAACGCAUCAGCUGCACUCUGUACGUGCCUCAUGAAGCGCUUCGAGACGAUCAGCGAGCGUGGGCGGCGGCGUUCUUCGAGUGUGUUAAAUAAUUCCUUUUUGUCCACAGACUCAAACAUCGUCAGCAAACAUGACGCAGAAACGAGAAAAAGAGUCACAAAUUAAAAGAACAGGAAAUCAUUUUUUUUGUAAUAAUUAAAACGUCUUUUUGAAAAUCAGAUAAUUGACUCACCGUCUGAAACUUCAGAACGAGAAAAAACAGAUUUGAAUCAACGAUGAAAUGAUGAAAUGAUCUCUAACCCUACUUAUCCUCUCUGAUUCUUUUAUUUUGAAAGAACACUUCCUGCUGGAUCAUUUGUUAGUGACUCUUUACGUCGUCUGACUCUCAACAUGUUUCUAAAUAUUAAUAAACAACAACAAACCGCGGAGGUUAGCGCACCGCUGUCUCUUUAAAUCCACAGAUUUUAUAUUAUUCUAAAGAGGAGAGAAAUCCUGGGAGAGUUUAUGAAUCCUUUUAUUAAAUCUUUUAUUAUAACUUUUUAUAUACUUCAUCAUAUAUAUCUUUUAUUCACGGUGCGGUCUUUAAAGGGUAAACAUUUUUAUUUUUGUUUUUCAUGUUUUUAUUUCUGAAACUGAGAAAUAAAUGUGAAGAAGAGAGA